AAGAUGGCAAGGAUGUUCGUGACUGCUUUACAAACUGCCACAUGCAUUCGUUCUUAACAUAGAGAAUGAACAUGCGCUAGGGAACAUCGACACGCGUGUCACCCAUAACAUCAGCUCUGCGCUCGCCAAACAGCAUCGUAUGUCUUUAAGAGCGCGCGCAUUACAGGUGGGAUGACGCUGUCAGAUAGAUAGAUUCGGUGUGGUGGGGACGAUGCGUUUCGUGGGUUAACGGCACUCGUUUCUGCCCCUCUCUCUGAUGCUAAGAAAAAGGUGGCGGUCUGUUAUUCGCUGCCGAAGACGGCUUCGGGAUUAUUCUCUUCAGAUCCGAGGCUAAUGCUGUAUCCAUGUGCAAUGCUUUUGACAGCACUACCCCAACUGAAUCUAAAGGUUGAUGACCCUAUUGAUAUGCUCCCCAAGUCAAGAAAAUCCCUUAGCAUCCAGGAAAUUGCAGCUCUGGCCAGAUCAUCAUUCAACGGCAUCUCACAGGUGGUGAAGGAUCACGUGACCAAACCCACAGCUAUGGCUCAGGGACGGGUGGCACAUCUGAUUGAGUGGAAAGGCUGGUCUAAGCCCUUAGACCCUCCAUCUGCUACACUGCAGUCCCACUUUAACUCAUACUCCCAUCUCAGUGAGGGCGAACAGGAGGCCCGAUUUGCAGCAGGUGUGGCUGAGCAGUUUGCCAUAGCAGAGGCAAAGCUUCGUGCCUGGACCUCUGUAGAUGAGGAAGAUAUGGAUGAUGAGACUUGUGAAGGAGAUCCUAGUGUCAACGACGAGCAAAUCACAACAACUCAGAGCUCAGAUGACGUACUGUCCAAUCAGAGCUGCCCAGUGCCAAAUCAGGCUGAGACCGACAAUGCUGAAAUCCAGUCCUCCGAUGGCCUGCUCAUCCAGUCAGAUGCAGACCGGAGCACGCAGGAACUGUCCUCCACCCAGACUGAGCCGGACAUCUCAGAGGAAGAAACACAGGGGGCUGACGAACCUCAACUUUCACAGGAGGAGGAAGAAAGAGCCUCUAAAGCAGAUCGCAGGCCUCUGUGGAGCAAGGGAGACUCUUGCUACUACUCUACUUCCUACUCUGAAUCCGGUCUCACACCCGAGGAUGAAGAGGAUGGAGGAGAUGUGGAGGAAGGAGAGGACAACGUCUUUCAGGAAGUCAUCCGCUGGUACAAACGCUGCAGAAGCAUCUCUGAUACGUCUGGAGCUUUGUCUUUUGAUGAGGUGGAGGAGGAAGAAGAACAGGAAGAAGGUUCCAAGCAGUGACAUUGUGCGCCCUCUCUCGUCCUUUUGUCUUGGUCCCUUUGUAGUAUCCCUUCUGUGAAGUGUUUGUCCAGUCUGUUAUGCAUUCAGAGACAGUGGCUGUGUAUGAAAGCUAAAAGAGCUGCCUUCACACAUAGUAUAGGGAGUUGGGGAUGGUUAUAUCCAGUGUAUGUGUAACAUCCAGUCUUCUAAGAUGCCUUCAUCCGUUUGGGUUUUGAAGUCUGCAUAGUUGUUUCCUUCGCUGUCUGUGACAUCCCACAAUCCUAUGCGUGCAGGUGGGACAGUUGGUGGAAAAAUACAAUUUUUAAAGAAAUGAAUUAGUUUGUAUUUGUCAAUAUUCUCUCAACAUUUCUUUCUGAUAAAUAAGAAUGUGGAUAUAUCUUCUCAAUAUAGUCAUGGUUACCGCUAAGACUUGGAUGCUGUUAGGAGGUUCACAUACACAAAAGCUGCCUGUGAGGUCAUUGGCUGACUGCUUUCGCUUCAGACGCAGCCAAUGAUUUGUUUUCUUCUUCACGUUUUAUCUCAUCCUCUAUAUCCUUGCCUCUUUAUCUCUGUGGUUUUUAUUUUAAGCGAGUUAAUAAACAGAAGAGAACCGUUUUCUCAUUUGACCAGCGAACAGGAGGAAAGUGACACAGUUUCCACUGUGGCACGUGCCGUGUUCCGGAUGCUCAUUAUCUGUGAGUGACGACACACCAGGACUGUCUGGAAUAUCUCUGUGAGGAAAAUGCGUUUUCCUUUCGUGACCAUUCAAAAGUGACGUAAUACUCAUUGGAAAUUUGCGGUGUGGUUAAUACUUCAGGUCCGCAGUUUCCCGAGAGACAAGACCGAUCAAGUUCGUUAUUUUCAUUUGGAUUAGAUGUCGCGCUGGAAGUGCUUGUGUGUUUUGGCUUGCUCCAGAAGAGCUGAGGUGCAGUGGGAGUUGAUCUUCUUCGACGGGGCGUUGUAUCUCUGAAUAGAAUGUGCCUGUUAUUAUUAUGAUCACUGUGUGAUGUAUAUUAAUGAAACGAGUGAGAAUCCUUUAUCAUUCUUCCGUUCAUUCUGAUCUUCAGCUUCACUUCAGUAGAUGUUUUAUAUGUGAUUGGCUGCUGAAUGAACAGGCUUUUUUGUACAGCUACUAGUUUGUACAACCUUAAGAUGCAGCUACAGUAAAAGGGUAGGCAGGAAGAAUAUGUGCAAUGCCUUUCCAAACUGUAUUCAUAUGUUCCAGAAGCAUGGAGAAAAGGCAGUGUAAAACCCAUAAGAUAAGUUACCAUUUUCUUCUGUCAUCUUUUCCUCGCUAUGGACCGGUCAUGAUGUGAAUGUGUAAAUCCCCCAUGAAAAUUUUUUAAUUGUUUGUAUGAAAAUGUGAGGUCAGAUGUGAGAAUUAUGAUUGCAUUAAAGUUAUGUGUAUAUUCA
Molecule: messenger RNA, 2652 nt
Organism: Triplophysa dalaica
Lineage: Eukaryota; Metazoa; Chordata; Actinopteri; Cypriniformes; Nemacheilidae
Gene: fam131aa
Product: family with sequence similarity 131 member Aa
Exons: 5
Coding region: 334-1260 (308 amino acids)
Source: RefSeq, a predicted model, not a curated record